Symbiodinium necroappetens is the source of this 609-nucleotide messenger RNA. The record is from the annotation of a GenBank genome assembly. NCBI's taxonomy places the organism in Eukaryota, Dinophyceae, Suessiales, Symbiodiniaceae.
AUGGCGCGGGACAAUGUCGCAAGAUGUCGCAAGAGAAGUAGAUCGGCACGGAACAGUGCUCCUCUCGGCAAAAGUGGAUGGGGGGGGUGCCUUGCUGCGCUGGGAGGACCCCUUAGCCAGCUGCUGGCUUGCACAUCACAAGAGCUCCAGCGAGAGCUCGAGAAAAAGCAGUCGGCAAAGGUCUUGGUGCUCGGCGGAAACGGUGUGUCAGCCGUGUCUGCUCUUCGAGCUGGUGCUGCACAGGUCGUGCUGUGGGAGCCCCUGCCCCACGUCGCGGCGGUCGCAAAGGAGGUUGUGCGCCGGAAUCUUCCAGAACAGGUCGCUCGCUGUGAGAUCACCUCGGAAGCCAUCCCAUCAGGGCCCUGGGAUGUGGUUGUCGUGGAUCGAUGGCAUGGCUCGGGUUUGUUCAGCUGGGGGCCGGCGCAGUGCCUGAGGAAGGCCGCUGCUGCGGCAUCUAUUGGACGCUUCUCUUCACAGUCCAUGCAGUCUGCAGUUGAACCCACGAAACUAGAAGGCACACGGCGCAACUGCACAACAAGGGUUGACUUUGGUUUCGGGGUUAAAGGAGGCUUGCGUUGCGGAGGCUGCCUGUUUGCAGACGGCCUGUAG